Messenger RNA from Fusarium mangiferae, 993 nucleotides. RefSeq lists its product as uncharacterized. Bases 1 to 993 code for a protein of 330 amino acids. NCBI's taxonomy places the organism in Eukaryota, Fungi, Ascomycota, Sordariomycetes, Hypocreales, Nectriaceae. The transcript has a single exon. The record is from RefSeq and is a predicted model, not a curated record.
AUGGUUCACUUUAUCAAGACAGCUUUCUUGUUUAUUUCAAUCCUCGGUCUUAAUGAAUGCUUCAUGAAUGACCCACCCAACAGGCCACCACGCGCAGGCAAACGUACCCAUCGCGGCUGCUACCAAGGCCUGUCAGACACGGCCGACCCAGUCGUCAAGGUCAAAGGCGACAAAACCAAGAACACAUGGACUGCCUGCGGCCAAUACUGCCUCGCCAAAGGAAAACCCAUGGCUCUGGUCCAAGGCGAAGACUGCUACUGUUCAGAAACCAUACCGAAUCGACGCAAAAGUGUCGGGGGCUUCGGCCAUUAUUGUAUGGACCCUUGCCCAGGCAAACCAACUGACCUUGUCGCCUGUGGUAGCGAAAGGUUUGGAAGUUUCAGUGCUAUCAAUACCGGUCUCAAGCGCGAGCUUUUCCCUGAUCAGGAUCCGUUGCCUGAUGAUCAGAUACCAGAUUGUCUAGGCUGUACCUUCAAGCUACCCAGCGAUGCCGUGGUUCUGGGCGAGGCCAGUGGUGUUCAGAGCUGCCGGCGCGCUUGCAGAUAUCUGAAGUCGAAGACGUUGAUGUUGUACGACAAGCAGUGCGUUUGUACGAACGCUACUGUGUCAGAACAUGGACUUGAUCGCGUCCCAGAGGAAAUUUGUUCUUUACGAUGGGCUAGAAAGCCUUGUGGUGGAUAUUCGUAUUCCCUCCGCUCUGCACUUUUCAGCGUGUAUGACGCGAGUGAGCCCGAGAAGCCUGCACCAGAUGCAACUACGCCACAAGACGCAGCGUCACCCACCCAUACCCAGCCUGCCAAGGCCGCUACGCCAACUUCCUGGCGCUCAGUUGGGGAGCUUAUAGAGGAUGCGGAUAUGCAAGUUCAGCUGCAGUUACUGAUCCUUGAGGGAGAAGUUUGGGAGAUGUUUGCGUGGAUGGGUCGCUUCAUGACAAAGCUGGUUACGCCGAGGGAAGGACAUGAAGAUGAUGAUAGAGAGCUUGACUUACAAUGA